Molecule: messenger RNA, 3217 nt
Organism: Anopheles coustani
Lineage: Eukaryota; Metazoa; Arthropoda; Insecta; Diptera; Culicidae
Product: 6-phosphofructo-2-kinase/fructose-2,6-bisphosphatase-like
Exons: 10
Coding region: 560-2029 (489 amino acids)
Biological process (GO): fructose 2,6-bisphosphate metabolic process; fructose metabolic process
Cellular component (GO): cytosol
Molecular function (GO): 6-phosphofructo-2-kinase activity; ATP binding; fructose-2,6-bisphosphate 2-phosphatase activity
Source: RefSeq, a predicted model, not a curated record
AGGUCUAGAAUUAUUUUUAAACAUCCUUCCUAAAAUCGAGACCGACCAUCAUCGGCGGGACAAAGUCACAGAUUCAGUCGUGCUGACGCUGUCUUUCUAUCUGUCCGGCGAUUCUGUGUAUUUAAGUGAAAUCCUCUAGCUUGAGACUGUUUACAAGUAAAGUGCAUCAAUUUCAAUCGAGUUCGUUUUGUGUCAGUUUUAGACAGUUAGUAGCUGCAGUGUCGUAUCCCAGUAGGAACGAAACUAACCGCUCCAUACCAGCACAACAAUUAACGUUUCUAAACUGGCUUUAAUACUACGGAACGCUGGCAAGGAACCAGUAGCAGCGCCUCCCGGCUUCUACCGGGCCGAUGGCCAUGAGUGUUUUGAUUUGAGGAAACUAAUCGAACACACAUCGUCAGAUCACUUCAGUGAAGCAGAGACAAGAAGCUAAACCCCCCAGGACUGUGUGUGUAAGCGACACAAAGCAAGGCCAGUAGGUCAAUUUUUUUGGGCACCAAUAAUUGAAGAAACCAUUAGGUGUUACUCAAGAGCGCCAACCUGAACUGGAAAAUUCAACAUGGCUCCGAUCGCCACGACCAACGAUCCGAAGGUAGUGCAAGGAGGCGAGGAAACCCUGACGCGCCAUUCGGAUGCAAAUCAGCACUACUACAAGACCGCUAACCGCAAAAAUGGCAUCAGUGAAGGACUGCGUGACGGACCUGCAACGAUGGUGGUUACGGGCACCGCAGUAGUACCCGGGAGUUCAGUGAAACCGUGUCCCCUGCGAGCUCCGCUCGUCGUGACCAUCGUCGGGUUGCCCUGCCGAGGGAAAUCGCUUGCCUCGCACAAAGUCGCACGCCACCUGAGCUGGCGGGGCGAGAGCGCCAAAGUUUUUACAGUAGAAGAAAAUGCGACCAACGAAACGCUCCGUGAGAUUAGUCUUUUCUUCAAGGAAGGAAAUAAUGUUGCGAUUAUCGAUGGAAUGCACCUGACACGGGCGUCCCGCCAGGCGGUGGCCACAUUUUGUGCCGACUCCGUGUACCACCAGCUGCUGAUCGAGUUCACGUGCAACGAAAAGUGUCUGGAGGAAAACAUUGCCGAUACCGUGCGGUUCUAUCACAACCUCGACCAGAGCACAGACUGGGAGUGUCGCUUCCGGGAGGCCAACGAACGGCAUUCGCCCGCGUUCGAACCGUGCGCACCCACCGAGGGACCGCUCAUAACGGUCAACAACUCCGAGGAUCCCAUGUUCCAUUCCGUGACGGCUCGAGGAGUACGCGGUUCAAUCCAGACGGCGAUCCUGGGUGUGCUGGCCAGUCCCGUCAUCCGCCAGCAGACGUUCUACUUUAGCCGGCACGGUGAAUCAGAGUACAACGUGUUGGGGCGUAUCGGAGGAGACGCUGAUCUAUCGCCAAGAGGCAUGAAGUACGCCGAACGACUUGCCCGCCAGCUGGGUGGCCCCGGUUCAGCCCCGGACAGCCCCCGACCGAAAGUGAUCUGGACGUCGGAACUGAGACGCACUAUUACCACGGUCCAGAACAUCCCUGGGCCGCGGGCGGCCAUUAAAGAUCUGAACGAGAUCAACGCUGGCAUCUGCGAGGGCCUCACAUACGAGGAGAUCCAGGAGCGCUUCCCGCAGGAGUUUGCCUGGCGCGACCAGGACAAGUUCAAAUACCGUUACCCACACGGUGAAUCCUACCUCGAUCUUCUUCAACGGGUGGACAGCGUAGUCCAAGCGCUGCUCACGAAUACCGACGUUCUGGUUGUGUCCCACCAAGCGGUGCUGCGGUGCAUUAUGGCGUACUUUAAGGGUGUUAAACCGGACGAUGUACCGUACAUCAACGUUCCGCUUCACACGCUGCUGGUUGUGCGAUCGUACGGGUACGACUUUGUGGUAGAGACGGUUCCUCUCAAGGUGGAAUGUGUCGAUACUUAUCGUAUCCAGCCGAAGAAUUGCUCUACUUCUCGCACUACGGCCGAUGCACUCGUUACUGUGCCGGCUCACUUCGACGCUCCACUUUCGCAACAGAUGUCCACGAUCAGUUAAACGGAUAGGCACCGGGAGAGGAAAGCAUCAUUACGCACCGCGAUCCUAUUGAAAUUUCUCGAUUUCCCUGUACAUUUCCACCAUCAAAUUGGAGUCCUUCCUGUCUUCUUACAACGUACCCCAGCUGAAUUCAAAACAUCACUUGUUAGCAGUUAGAAACACGAAAAAAAAACAGAAAAGUGACAAUGUAGCUCAACAAAAUAAUACCCGGUGCAACAGAAAACAGUUGCUAACUGAAAACAAGAAAAUGGCGCUAAUCUGCACAAGCAACCAAUUCAACCGUUCUUCCAUAGUUUUGUACAAAUCGAUAAUAAGGUCCGCAAAACAAACAAACAAACAAAAAGUAACCGAGUGAUUGUAAUUUUGAGGUAGGGAUUACGCAGCAGCACACACGCUUUAGAUUAGAGACCCAGAAAAUGCACCGCUUUGCAAUAGAGGGAAAUUGAAUAGAGAAAUGCACCGAAUAAGCAUGAACGGUUGUGGCAGACCAGAAGGGACGGUAGUUCUUUGUAGAUCGUUCAAUAUUACUUGUUUUGUUUUGGUGACUUAAUACCAUUUUGAAUUGCCAUUCAACAUAUAUUAGAUCCUGCCCCAUGUGCGCUCCGUUGACCACCGACACACAAAGGUUUUAGUCAGGCAGGUAGCUGGUUGGAGGAAUAAGAAAUGAGAUAGAAUUAACCCCCUUACCCGGAUGAUGAUUGUGCAUUUCAUAAGUUAAGUGUAAAAACAGCUGUGUGAUUUAAUGGGCCAGAAUGUUACAUUUUUGAAACAGUUUUUCCUUUGGAAGAGCGACGCUCCCGCUCGGAGUGGACGACACGAACAGAAAACAAAAUUAACAAUGAAACAAUCGUGCAGACAAAAAGUUAAACUUUAUGUCCGGGUUCAAGACAAAAAUGACUAAGAAGAAAAGAGAUAAGAAAAACCAAUGAUCAAUUUGCAAAGCAAAGUAAAGGAUCUGCAACUGAAAUGCUAAAGAAAGGCGUACACAAUCGGGGGACACUGAAAGGGGCAUAAAAUAGUAGAAAGUUAGGGCAAGCAAACCAGAAGCAGAGGGUUGGGAAUAAUCAUAGCAAAGGUUUGGAGAUAAAGUUCACAUCGACACAAACACACCCAUGUUCUGAAAAGAAAACGUAAAACGGUUAGGUUCUAGUUUGGUAGUGAAAGUUUAUUUUUACAAUGUAAGAAAGC